Molecule: messenger RNA, 735 nt
Organism: Chaetomium strumarium
Lineage: Eukaryota; Fungi; Ascomycota; Sordariomycetes; Sordariales; Chaetomiaceae
Exons: 1
Coding region: 1-735 (244 amino acids)
Source: RefSeq, a predicted model, not a curated record
AUGCAGUCCAGCACGAGCAAAGACGACUGGACGGCAGCCUAUAUUCUUGUUCUCUUGAUCCCAAUCGGGUUCGUCGCCGCAGCAGUCUUCUGGUGCUUCUCCGCGCGUCGCCGCCGACAACUCGACGCACGACGGAACCAACACAGGGACGUUGAGGUCGCCGUCUCCGCCGCUGCCGCUACCCGAGACACACCCCUUCGUUUCCUCCCGAGAGAAGCUGCUGCUCACAGGGGACCCAAGCCAUCAUCACCACCACAUCCCACCAUACCCUCGAGGGCCCUCUUGUCCAACUCUGUCUCAAAGCGGAACCAGCACCACCUCCUCGCCACACACCAUCACAAGGCGGCGCACCGACUCCCCAACACCAACCUCCUCACCGCCCCCGACCCAGCUCUAGCAUCAAGAAGAAAGCACGGCUCGCGGAGGCACUACUGCAGUGGUCGAGAGGAAGAGGAAAAGAAGGAGCAGCGCCGCAACAACCAGCCAAGCACAACUCCACCGCAGCCAUCAUCAUCUUCUCCGUCCGAUUCGUUGGGGGAUGUCUCCUCCCCCGCGCUCCGGCACAGGCACGACGUCCCUGACUGCGAUCCGCGCCGGCGGAGGGAGCAUCACAAAAAGGUUGCGGCGCUGCGGAGGAUGACUGAGGUGCUGGAGGAGGCUUCGGAGGAAGGGUCGGUUUCCUCUGGGGGCUGGGGAAGACGGAAUGAUACAAGAGAGGUCAGACAAAACGAGUAG